AUGCCGAGAGUGAAAGCCGCCCACCGCAAGCGCUCUUACGCCCCCAAGAGCAGAUCUGGAUGCAUCACAUGCAAGUGCCUGUCGGGCCCCAGUCGCAAGUGUGAUGGCUAUGCCACGGAAAACAUCCCAGAAAACGACAGCCAAGGGCUUCUUCUCGUACGGCUACCCGAGUACUCGGCCAUUUCGGGUGACGAGCUCAGAGCCUUCCAAUUCUUCAACGAGCAUACCCUUAGUCAACUCCCUGGCUUUCACAGCUGCGAAUUCUGGGACGUUAUAGUCCGACAGAUUGCACACGAGGAUGUUGCCGUCCGACAUGCUCUCGUUGCUCUUGCCGCGUUGCACGAGAACUUCGCCGCAAAAGGCGACAGCUCGAGCAAAAGCAGAACUCCCGAAACCGAACAUUUCGCCUUGAGACAAUAUAACCUAGCCAUUCAGCGGCAUCUGCAACAGAUUGCGGCAGCAACCUUGGACAACAGCAACACCAAACGACUGGAGCUGGAGCGCUACCUGGUUUCGUCCUUGAUAUUCAUCUGCAUAGAGAUCAUCCGCGGCCACUUCGCAUCAUGUAUGUCCUUGUUGAAGCGGACGUUUGGCAUUUUUGCCGAUCUCACCAAAGACGUCCCCAAAGGACAACGACCACCCGGCGGCCUUCUUGAAAUCUUCGAGAGGCAGUUGAACAGGCUUGAGGCGCAGUCUAUUGUACUCAUUGGCUACGAUGCUUGGGAUGGACAAGAAGCCCAUGCCAGGGAGUCUCAGGCCACAGUCACUGUCCGCCGACAACCAGUACUGCCAGCCAUACCCGAAGCCUUCUCCACAGCUACAGAAGCUCGCGACUGUUUCGAAUCUUACAUGCAUGCAUUCGCCCUGGCAACGGCCCGUCAAAGUGACGAUGCUGUGGUAGACGACAGCGACACAGAUACCGCCAUGUCGCAGAACAAAAGCCCGAAUGCGUACCUCAACGGCUUCGGCCGAUGGUCACAUGCUCUGGAUGCCACAAUGCAGCACGCCCAAACCAACGAUAGCAACACCUCUCCUCCCAACGAGAAAGAAAAAGAAAAGGAGCGCUGCGCAUCGCUGGUUCUGCACAUGCACCGACUCAUGGUCUCCACAUCGGUGGAUUUGCUUUCCAGGCAGCAAACCCCAACAGACACCGACGUCCAAAUGUCUUGGGAUAAAUACACCAACGUCUUCGAGGAGGUCGUCAAGAUCGGAGAGUCAAUAUUGUCUCCAACAAGCAGCCCUAGCCCUUACAGCGUCGUAGCAGAUGCUAGCCAUAGUAUUUCCCCUCCAAAGGCCAAAAUGAGACCGUACUUCACCCUCGACAUCGGCGUCGUCGCACCAUUAUACGACAUUGCUCGUCGGUGUCGGGACCCUCACGUCCGUCGACGAGCAAUCGGCCUUCUCUACGCGUACCCGAGGCAGGAAGGCAUGUACAACGGGGUCCUUGCCGCCCGAGUCGCCGAGCGAGUUGUACAAAUCGAAGAAAACGGUUUGGGACAUGUCAGCUCCGCCACCGAUAUCCCCGACUGGGCCAGGAUAAGCGACGUGCACCCGGUCUUCGACUUUGAGCGGAAGCGGGCACUGCUGUGCUACCGGCGGCGUGGUACACACGGCGCAGUCAGGAAGCCUGUACAGGAGGUCAUGGAUUGGGAUUAAAGAUCUCAAACAGUCUGCAUGGAAACCAUCUUCAUGCUGGAGCGGGAAGGAGGGAAAGCCUGCUAACAGCAAGCAGGCAAGCGGAAGCGUGCCACUGGAGAUUAGUGCACCUUUGCAAAGUACACAGGUUCCUGAGCACAAAUGAGCGUUAAUAAGAUCUUCUCGUCCCCA
This is a messenger RNA of Exophiala xenobiotica, 1827 nucleotides long. RefSeq lists its product as uncharacterized. The coding region runs from base 1 to 1656 and encodes 551 amino acids. The transcript is spliced from 4 exons. The record is from RefSeq and is a predicted model, not a curated record. NCBI's taxonomy places the organism in Eukaryota, Fungi, Ascomycota, Eurotiomycetes, Chaetothyriales, Herpotrichiellaceae.